AUGAAACUUCUGAGGAAAUUCAAUAAUUCGUAUGAUUAUUUGCUCGGAAUUUAUUAUACACACUAAACUAACUAAGAGUAUAAUAAUCGUCUUUCAUCUAACUCGCGUAAGAAGAAAAAAAAAAGAAGAAAAAACACAAGUAAAAUGUAAAAUGUCGUAGUGGUGGGGAUAUACAUAUUACUAAAAGACACUCGCAUCGGAUUAAAGUUUGAUUGAAUUCUCCUCUAUCGGUCAACAUCAAUGAUUUGCUUUGCUCAUGCGAAUUGAUACGACGACAAUUGUGCAAUUUUUUUUCCUUCUUUUUUUCUUGAUAUAACAUACAUAUAUAUGUAUCAAUUUUGUAUCAUCAUAUUAUUUAUAAUUUAACUUACAAUGCAAAUUCGAAGUAUCAAUAACGUAGUGAUUUCGAACUUUGUUGGUGAUAUUGUUAAGUUCAUUACAGUGUUGUUGUUUUUACUUUAAUUAUUAUUAACAUUUAUAUAAUUAAUUCAUAUUAUUAUAGGAUAAUUUUUUCUAUUUGAAAAUAUAGAAGUUGUUACGUGUAAUAGUUUUGUAUUAUAGAAAUUUUUCAUGAAAAAUUGUCAACAAUAUUCACUUUCAAUGGAUAAAAAAGAUAUAGAAAUGAAAUCAUCUACGAUAGAAAUAUCUAAUGAUUUAUCUAAUGAGAUUGAUUUGGAACUAAGUGUACAACUUGCACUUAAUGAAACAGGUUUUGGAAAAUUUAAUUUGAAGGUAAUGGUACUUUGUUGUUUGAUUUAUCUAAACACAGCACUUAGUAUAUGCAGUAUCGGAUUUAUUCUUCCAUCAGCUGCAUGUGAUUUUCAUAUGAGUACCAUUGAUAAAGGAAACAUCAAUAUAAUAUCUCUGAUUGGAAUGGCAGCAGGGUGUUGGUUUUGGGGUUGUUAUGCUGGAAUCAAAGGCAGAAUUAGAACUUUAAAAAUGUCUUUAUUUCUUCAAGGAAUAUUUGAAUUUUUAUCUGGCAUAAUACCAAAUUACGGAUUGUUCUUAUUAUUCAAAUUUUUAAGCGGUUUCUCAUUAAGCGGACAAAGUGGGACACUUUUCGUUUAUUUAGGUGAAUGUCAACCAACAAAAUAUAAAGAAAAAUUACUUUCAUGGUUAGAAAUGGCAUGGACAUUAGGUCUUAUCGCUGCUCCUGUUAUCGGCUGGCUCAUAAUACCAUUACAAUUUGAAAUUGAUGCAAAACCAUUUACAUUUCAUUCAUGGAAUUUAUUUGUGAUAAUAUGUUCCUUACCAUCAUUUACAAUUGGUUUUUGGUCAUUGUAUUUCAAUGAAAGUCCCAAAUUUCUUGCUGAAAAUAUGCAAUUGUCAGAAUUAUCUGUUGUACUUAGAAAAAUCUAUACAGAAAAUACUGGUAAUCCUAUAGAAAUGUAUUUUGAAAUACUUGACAAAAAUAAAAAUCCUUUCUACGAUAAUUUGAAAAUAAAUAAUAAUCAUAACAAUUCUAAUGACAAUACUAAAGUGAAAUCUUGGCGAACUAUAAUAUAUACAACGUAUAUACAAACAAUAUCACUUUUUAAAUUUCCAUAUCUUUUUAAAAGUCUCAAUGUGUUCAUUUUAAUAUCAUGUAUUACGGCAUCUUAUUAUACUUUGAUGCUAUGGUUUCCGGAAUUGUUUCAAAGAUUUGCUAAAUAUGAACAAAUGUAUCCAGAAAAAAGUUCAAGCGUAUGUGAAAUAUCCAAAAUAAAUCUAAUCGACAAUAAUAACACAAUGGUAGUAGAAUACGAUAUAUACGAUUGCCAAAAUAACAUUCACGAUAAUGUAUUUUUCCAUACACUUCUUCUAGGAUUGGGUUGUUUACCAUUAAGUAUUAUUCUUCCCCUAACUGUUACAUAUACUGGUUAUAAAAUUUAUAUAAUAAUUUGCACAUUCUUAUCUACUUUAGUAACCAUAGGAUUUUUCUUUAUAACAUCAUCAACUCAAAAUCUUAUACUCUCUAGUAUCUUUGAAGCUUUAACAUCUGUAUGCAUGAGUAUAACACUUUGUAUAGUUGUUGAUAUUUUUCCUACAAAUUUAAGAAUGAUGGCUGCUUCCUUAGCUGCUUUCUGUGCACGUGUUGGAGCAUUUUCAGGAAAUUGGAUAUUUGGUUACUUAAUAGAUAAUUAUUGUCUAUCAUUAAUAAUCAUAGUAGCAUCGCAACUCUUUUUUUGCACAAUACUCAGUUUUCUUACUCCUGGAAGAUUUGGAAUGAUCAAACCAACGAAGAUAAUAUAGCUUGAAAUAUUUCAUUACAACUAUUUGUAUUAUUAUAAACAAAUUAUUCUAUAAAAUAAAUAAUGACUAUUUCACAUUUUCUAGGCGCAACAUAUUAAGAAUUCAAUUUAAAUUUCCCAUCUAUUUGUCUUAUUAAAUCUAACCAAUGAUUGUACAGAAGUGUAUAUGAUGUCAAGACCAAUCAUGAAACAUCAUUAAUGCGCAACCGCAGUAAAACAGAGUAGAUAUCGAUAGUAUAUUAUUAUUUUUGACAGAAAGUGUAUAAAGCGUUUAUAUCUUAUCGUUUGGAAAUGAUUUUUAAUAUUUCAUAAAUUAACAUUGAAAGUUUUAUAAAAUGAAACUAGUUAACAUACAAUAUGAAAUCGCAAGAUGAUACAGCAUAUUUUAUAGGAACGCGAUUGAUGAUUUAUAUAGUAAAUAUAAUUCCACGUCGUAAAGUAUCAACAAAACCUCCUUCCGUAACAUCGUUUUGAUGUACGAAACAUAUAUAUUUAAUAAAUUAGUUUAAUAGAU
Messenger RNA from Polistes dominula (European paper wasp), 2745 nucleotides. Its product is annotated as synaptic vesicle glycoprotein 2C. The record is from RefSeq and is a predicted model, not a curated record. Gene Ontology annotation, molecular function: transmembrane transporter activity. Gene Ontology annotation, biological process: transmembrane transport. Gene Ontology annotation, cellular component: membrane. Lineage: Eukaryota; Metazoa; Arthropoda; Insecta; Hymenoptera; Vespidae.